This is a messenger RNA of Mizuhopecten yessoensis (Yesso scallop), 2810 nucleotides long. RefSeq lists its product as uncharacterized. Lineage: Eukaryota; Metazoa; Mollusca; Bivalvia; Pectinida; Pectinidae. The transcript has a single exon. Gene Ontology annotation, molecular function: hexosyltransferase activity. Gene Ontology annotation, cellular component: membrane. The record is from RefSeq and is a predicted model, not a curated record. Bases 25 to 1725 code for a protein of 566 amino acids.
GUGUACACAGUAAACAGUGGGACGAUGGAACUGAAAAAACAUACCAUAGACUUCAUGCGAAGUAAACGACUUUCAAACCGGCACAUAUACAUGUAUCUAACCAUCGUUCUAAGUUAUGCAAGUGUUGUAACAUUUUGUAUUUUUCAAACAAAUCUGAAAACGAACAGGGAACAAGUAGACGUUAUCCGGCAGUGGAGAGAGAUCCCACAGAAUGACAGUGUUGACAACACAUCAGUGGAUUUCAGUCAUAAUAACAUCGACCUACACAGAGAUACGGGGAGAGUACAUCACAUGAACCUAAACGAAACCAACAGCAUUGGACAAAUCAUUGCCGAAAGUAAGGAUAAAAUCAAAGAGAACGCUGAUAGGAGACAAUUUGGUCACAAAAAGGUAAAAGAUCCCCGUGAAAAUAAACUUUGGUUGAAGAAUGUUUUGAAAAUGUUGUAUGACAAGAAAAAGAAACGAUUAGAUAACAAUCUCGGUCUCGAAAAUUACAUGAAUGAAAUGGAUGUCAUCCCAGGUGGUAUUGAGAACCAAGACAAAAUACAGGAACAUUCUGAAGAAGAACCACAGGAUAAUUUCGGUAAAGAAGGUGCUAUAAAGGAGGCAAGUCAUGAUUCCAACAUGGGAUACCGCCAAGAAAACGAGGAAGAAAAAGAGAAACAACAUCUCAUUGAUUCAUUGUCACGCUUAUUGGCAAAGCUCGAUGACAAAGGUAUAGACACUGAUUUAGCACAACAGUUAUUUGCAGAUACCGAUGUUGGGAACAGUAAACACCUUCCUGGCUUUGACCCUACACUUUAUCCACAGAAACUGGAUAUUCCGAAACUGCUGAAUGAUUUCGCUCAGAAUGGUGAUCUUCCAGAACAUGCUAUCAAUAAGUGGGACUUUCAUCCUAUAAUCAACCCUAGCAAUGUAUGUGAUGAACCUGAGGUACAAUCAAAAGUGUUUUUGCUCUUCGUAGUUAAAACAAAACCAGAUAAUUUCGUUAAAAGAAUAUACAUACGUAAAACGUGGGCUGAUCCAGUAAGAUUUCCGAAUAUUAGAACCGUUUUUUCUGUUGGAGUUCCACAAUCAUCAUACAUCAUGAAACAAUUGGAGAUGGAAUCGAUGAAGUACAAAGACGUUCUCUUGAUGGACUAUAUGGACUCGUACUACAACCUGACACUCAAGACAACAAGUAACAUCAAUUGGGCGGCGGCACAUUGCAGCGUGGCCGACUUUGUUGUGUCAAUUGAUGACGAUAUUUAUAUGGCCACAGAUCUCCUGAUACAACACCUACAGGACAUACCAAAGACAGAUGAUGAAAGACUCUAUCUGGGAUACGUGUACAAUGAUACAAUGCCGGUUCGGAAAGAAACGGCAAACAUAUACAUUAAGAAAUGGAUUAUAUCUGAAAAUGAGUACUCUUUUAGUACCUAUCCGAACUACGCACUCGGGGGUUGUAUAAUCAUGUCCAUGAAAACUGUUGUGCAAAUGCGCACAAUAAUUCCGUACACGAAAACCUUUGCAAUGGAAGAUGUGUACAUUGGUAUUUUAGCCAGUAGACUUGGGAUCAUUCCAAAACAUACGGACUUGAUUGAUAUAUCCAAAAAGCAUUUAAAUUCAGUCGAGUUUCAGACUAUUAUUGCCUCCCACUUCUACAAGACAUCCGAAAUGCUGCGACAGGCAUGGGAAUGCCACUUGUCUUUAAACAAUGAUGUUGAGAAGGCCGUGUUUUGUUAAUACCUGAAGAAGGAACUUGAGACACUGCGAGACAAGGUAGACAACUGUCAAAUAAAGCUGUUUAGACAAUACAAUCAUAUAUUUGGACAAAUGUAUUCUAAAUCAGAUUAUUGUUAUAAUUUCAAAUUUCCGUCUGUUUUAACUUCUUUUUCAAAUUGAUAAACCUUGAUGUGAUGCUGAAUCCAUAUAGCCAGCUUAAUGUAGCAUCUAUCACUCUGUUCAUUGCAAUUGUUAUGCAUGUUCCUGGUAGUUAGUUAUCGGUGGCCCAUGUUUAUAUGUCUCUUGUUUUUAUGAAAUAGAAGCUCUUUUUAUUUCAUUACAUAUUUAAACUGCCUAUAUGCGUCUAAUUUUGUCACCUGAAACACACCUCAGUUCCCAUUUAAAAUUAGUCCUUGAUGGGGGGUAUAGUAACACCCGCCAUUUCCUGGAAAAAAAGACAACUGUGAAGCACUGAUCUGUGUAUUAGUGACACUUUUAAUAGGUGAUAAACAUACACUAUUUUACGAAAUCGCUGGCUCUCUGUCUUCAUAGACAUUUGUUUUGUUACAUGUUAUAUCGAAGCCUUAAAGCCACCUUUGAUACUCCUUUUACUCUGCACUAAUAUAAAUAAUUUCUUUAUCUUUUAAUGUUAACAAAUGUUGCAGUUUUAAAUAUGUUUCACGUAACUGUAAGGGUAAAAUAAAAAUGUUAUUAUGAAGUGUCUCAUUUGACAAAUAUAACAUCUAAAGUGGAAUUCGACGUUCAGUCCGAAAUCAUUUAAUUUCAUAUUGACCAGGUUUAAUUGUACACACAUUUAUAUCACACAUUUGGUGAAGAGGUCACUUCUCAUUGAUCCCAAACUGCAGUAUUAAUAUCAUUUAUACCAUUGAAUUUAAGUUUUACAUAUAUUUGAUAAACUAUUUACUCCUGAAUUUGAAAGAUUAAAAGAUAUCUCUAGGUCUAUUAAUAGCGUCUCAUGUAGUCUGUAUCAAUACAUAUCAAUUUAGCAUGUAUGUACUCUAUGUUUAUAAAUAUUGAACAAUAAAGAAUGAAGUUUAACUUUUAUAUAUACAACAAACUCAAUCCUAAUGUGUUAUCAUGUCGAU